This is a messenger RNA of Homalodisca vitripennis (glassy-winged sharpshooter), 663 nucleotides long. RefSeq lists its product as uncharacterized. NCBI's taxonomy places the organism in Eukaryota, Metazoa, Arthropoda, Insecta, Hemiptera, Cicadellidae. The record is from RefSeq and is a predicted model, not a curated record.
CUGGCAAACUUCAUUGCCCCAUUGACAUUGGGGUUCGAGUAGCAGUAUGAGGAACGUUCUGAUAUUAAGUAUUUUAUUUGCGUUUUACCCACGCAGACCUGGGACCUUGCCGUCGGGUGUUUCCUGUACACACGGAUAUCUGCAAAUGGCCUACCCAAAUGUACCUCAACAUGUACACGCAGGACCUAGGACAGACCUGCUCCUGGGUCAACCGGUACCUCAACUAUACAAAUGACGGGCAAAUUCUCUUUGCUGAACAAUACCGGCGCCUUGUGAAUGGGAAACCGGUAAACACUGUGGUGAAUGGCCAAUACGUAGACAAGGGACAUUACAAAUACUCUGGUCUGAGGGACGGGAAGAUCAUAGUUCUGCACGCGUACUUCUUGUGGUUUGAUCCGCCAAACAUUGACAUCCACUACGUCUGUACAGAUGAUCCUAACUAUAGUAAUGGGAAAGGCACUGGCAGUAUUUUUAUUGAGAGCAUGUACCCUGAUGGGCCAGAGAAAGAUCAAGCAACAAUCAACAGAGUGCUGAGACUAAAUGGCUUUGACCCGAGGGAACUCAUUAGAAUAAAUAAUAACUGUAACUGUUCCAACAUCCCAGAUCAUUUUGGACCAGGUAAAUGCCCAAACAUAAAUACAAAAGGGUCUUAUUUUAACUAAA